Lytechinus variegatus (green sea urchin) is the source of this 3135-nucleotide messenger RNA. Its product is annotated as heparan sulfate glucosamine 3-O-sulfotransferase 1-like. The transcript has 2 exons. The record is from RefSeq and is a predicted model, not a curated record. Bases 293 to 1522 code for a protein of 409 amino acids. Gene Ontology annotation, molecular function: [heparan sulfate]-glucosamine 3-sulfotransferase activity. Lineage: Eukaryota; Metazoa; Echinodermata; Echinoidea; Temnopleuroida; Toxopneustidae.
CCCAAAUUUGAAGAGCGCCACCGAAGUGUUCAAUAGCAAACAAAUGAGAAAGGUCUCGUAUUUAUCUUGUGUCCGAUGUUCGAAUAAACAGUGGUAUUCAACUGCUUUCUCAACUGUGCAUCACGUUGCCUUUCUACCUCAUUACUUUCAGUCGAUGGUGGAGAUCAUCAGAGAAGAUAUACUUAACGAAUAGCAGCACAGACUUUAAGAAUGGAUUUGUAAAACAAGACUGAUCAAGGUAGAUGCAAGUCGGAUUACGUUUCAUUUCUACAUUGGUAACCCUAAUUCCGUCAUGACAAUGGCAGGAGUUUCACUAGGACGAUCAGAAGCCACUGCUGCUACCAUUACCGCAUUCCUGAUGCUUGGGAUUUUCGCAGUGUACCUCACAUCAACUGGCUAUCCAGGUGAAUUUCGUUACGCGGUUGAACCAGGAACCGAUCACUCCCGGUGCUCUUGCAAUCGUGGAAAUGCCGCCAUCCAAGUUCUUGAGGAACAUAAGUUGGACAGAACUGCCACUGGCAACCCCAUUAGAAUCAAAGCACCUGUAGCGAGCAGCCUCAUGUACCUCCAGCCCGGAAAAGAGCCUGUAUGUGAGGUUGGCCAAAUUGAUCGUGGAUGCUAUUGUAAGAUAGGCUCAAAUGUCUAUCCACCAGAAAGGAAACUUUUAAGCAAAGCUAUUCGGAAGGCGAGAGGAUGCAAGAAACGCAGACCCGAUGUAAUCAUUCCUGGCGUCAUGAAGUGUGGUACAACGGCUCUUAAAGCAUAUUUGGAAAUCCACCCUGCUAUUACAUUUCCAAAUAAAGAAUUAAAAUUUGCAAAUCAUCAUAGUUUAGAAGAAUUUGACCAGUACGCUGAUGUCAUGCCGUUUUCUACCCCCGAUCAGAUUGCUAUGGAGAAAACUGCUGGAUAUUUUAUCAGGAUACCGAUUGCAAAACGACUUCGAAAGGCCAUGCCUGAUACUAAGUUCAUUGUUAUUCUCCGUGAACCAAUAACACGUGCAGUCUCAAACUACAUGCAUAUGCUAGCGCUUAAUGCUUCGCAUCCAGGAACUAUAACCGAAGACAUGGACAAAGAUUCUUCUGCGCCAAGAUAUGAAAUCAAAUCUACAUUUCGUGACUCCGUACUUUUUCCAAAUGGAACUCUCAAAACGGCCAACCGCCUCUUAGAUUCAAGUCGAUAUUCCAAAUACUUAAAGCAGUGGUACACUAUCUAUCCUAGAGAACAAAUCCUUGUCCUAGACGGAGAAGAGUUUACACGGGAUCCCCUACCAGGUCUCCAACGAGUUGAGGAAUUUCUUGGAAUAGAUCGCUACUUUGAUGAUAACAAAUUUUACUUCAACGAGACGAAAGGAUUCAUCUGCCUUCGAGAUCCUUUUGAGAUGUGCAUGACAAGCAACAAAGGACGGCCGCAUGAAGAAGUCAGCGAGGACUUGCUGAAAAAGCUAAGGGAUCAUUUCAGACCUUUUAAUAGAAAACUAGCACAGGUUCUUAAUCGAGAACUCAGCUGGACGAAUUCUUACUAAACUGUAUAGAAAAAGCCUGGAAAUGUGAACACUUGUAGGAAAUAAGCGUUGCUGAUAUUCAGAGAGCUCCGAUGGAAUGGGCCUUAUUUAUUUAAGCCCUUUAUUAUUCUAGCUCGCGUUGGAGUUAUGGCCACAACAAGCUGAGUGGUUAAUUGGCAUGUAUUGAUAAUUAGACGAAAGCAAUAACAUCUCGGGCAACCCGAAAACUCUGGUGUAGCUGGCCCAGUUACAUGCUCCAUAAAUGCCUUGAAUCGGGACACCAUGUAUCCAGAUGCCACAAUGAUGAAAAAUGCCAACUUUGUAAUAACGCAGAGCAUAUGAAGAAUGACUGCCCACAAAACAAACGCCUACUCUAGGUAAUAACGUAGCAAUGCCUCGCACUUCACUGUCACCGCUACCACAACCUUCAGCACCUGGAAACCUCAAAGAUUCAACGCGGGCCGUCGAUACAGCGAAUCCAAGCAACAGGACGCGACAAACUCGUCUCGCGGACUUCAUUAAUAAGCUCAUUCAGCAACCGUCAGAGAGCAGAGAUACACCCGAGGCCAUCGAUCUCCGAUCGCCGUUGAGGACGCGAUCAGCUUCAUACAGUGCGGGAACCGCUUCGAGUAAUUCGCCUGGAGUAACGUACUGGUUGCACGCGAUCACAAACGAAGGCGAGUGGAACAACACCGAAACGUAACGACGAGGAACAGCGUGCACGGCAGUAAACAUACGAAAUACAUGAUGACGAAACAUAUAGCGCCCAAAAUCCUGCCGAAAAACCCAAAGUAUCUAAGACCAAGAAAAGGAAAAUGAAACCAAUAAAGAGCGAGAAGUGAGUUUAGAUUUGAGAAAUAUAAAUAUGAAGCAUUUGGAUUUUGAUAACUAUACAACUAUAUAACGGAGCCUAUUCACUUUUUUUUAUUCUGUUUUUACUAUAACAAAUUAAAGUCAAUUACAAGAUUUGCAAAUGAUUAUUAUGUGAUUGCAAAUUACACAUUGUAACGUUACACGUACGAGGAAUAUAUGACACACUUAAAAUAAAGCAUUUUUAGGGUUGAAACGUCAAAAUUGUGACCAUUACAAGAAACUUUUUAGUCAAAAGAUCUGGAAAAUGUUAUUUCAAACAAAUAGUAAGGUUUUGGAAUAUAUGACCAUAGAAAGAAACUCUCAGAAUGUGUAGCUAUUUAAUCAGAAAGGAUCUUGACAUUAAUGUUUUUACUAUGAUAUUCUAAAGGUGAUGGUAGUUCCAUUGCUAAGAUUCGUGAGUUAUGAUCUUGCUUAUUUUUGCCAGAAUGUAUAUUAGGCCUAUGCCCCUGCGAAAAAUACACAGUAGGAGUCAGUUUAUGCGUCACUGUAUAUGAUCGCAGGAGGAGACUGGAAUUGUGUGCAAGAUAAAACGUUAGAUGUCGUAUACAUACUUACGUAAAAAAUUUCUUUUUAAAUUUUGAAAUUGAUUAUGGAGAGAAAGCUUCCCAGAGAGGAGACAAUUUACUUGGAGGCAGUUAUCACUCAAAAUAUACUCACGGCUUGAUUAUUGGUUAGUUUCCAAGGCAUUUGUUCCUUAUGUACACUCUCUUGAUAUUAAACCAGUGUUAAAGUGCGAUCACAAUGCCGUGACGAUGAAACUU